CCCCUCCCUCGCCGCCGUUGCGCGCUCCACGCGUAGAGCCGCCGCCGCCGCCGCCGCCGCGUGUCCCCGCUCAGCAGUGCAGCCAGAGCAAGCCAGGGAGGGAGGCCGGAAGGCAGCAGGCGAGGAGAGCGCUCUGGGCACAGGCGGCUGAGGAGAGCGUGGGCAACGAUACGCGGGGUUGCUGCUAGCCGGCGGCGCCCUCCGGUCAGUGCCCAGCCCAUCCGAUCGCGUGGUCGCCGGAGCCGGAGCCGCGGCCGCCCCCGCCCCGCUUGGCCCCGCGGCCCCGGGAUGCAGCCGGGGCAUGGCCGACGGGCCUCUGGCACCUGCCGCCGGGAACGUUGAGACCGUUGAAAACCAUUCUAUGAGAACCUGACUCUUCUACCUGCUCCUCCCCAACAAUCUUCCACUCCAGGAAGGUUUCAGAAAGAACCAGCCCCACAAGAGGCCUCCCUGCCAGACCUCACUCUCUGCUUCCAGUCCUCAGCCCGGACCUCAGGAGAAAGACUCUGUCAUCCUCUCCCUGGAGUGGGCCCUUGGCCCCUUCUGUGGGGAUCAUCUUCUGCUUACAGAGAGCCCAGAGUGCCUGGGGAACGUUGGCUGAAUUAAAGGAAGAGUGACUGGGAAGAGGAACUGAAGGACUUUGAGGCCUUGAGGCCCUUCCCAUGGCCAUAGAUCUUGGAGCUCUAAUCCAGGAAGUCAGGACACCACGGCUCCACCUGAAGAGAUGGCCCAGCCCUACCCCCCUGCCCAGUACCCACCUCCACCACAGAAUGGCAUCCCUGCCGAGUACGUCCCCCCUCCACCACACCCCCCACAGGAGUACUCAGGCCAGACGCCGGUGCCCCCGGAGCAUGGCCUGACCCUAUACACACCAGCACAGACCCAUCCCGAGCAGCCCGGACCCGAGCCCAGCACACAGCCCAUCGCAGGGACCCAGACUGUGCCGCAGACGGAUGAGGCAGCCCAGACAGAUAACCAGCCGUUGCACACCUCAGACCCCACAGAGAAGCAGCAGCCCAAGAGGCUCCACAUCUCGAACAUCCCCUUCCGAUUCAGGGACCCCGACCUGCGGCAAAUGUUUGGGCAAUUUGGAAAAAUUUUAGACGUGGAGAUCAUUUUUAACGAGCGGGGCUCCAAGGGUUUUGGGUUUGUAACUUUUGAAACUAGCUCAGAUGCUGACCGAGCCCGGGAGAAGCUGAAUGGGACGAUCGUAGAGGGACGGAAAAUUGAGGUCAAUAAUGCCACGGCCCGAGUUAUGACCAACAAGAAGACUUCAAACCCCUACACCAAUGGCUGGAAGCUAAACCCUGUGGUAGGCGCAGUCUAUGGGCCUGAAUUCUAUGCAGUGACGGGUUUCCCUUACCCUACCACGGGCACAGCCGUUGCCUACAGGGGCACACACCUACGCGGCCGGGGCCGGGCAGUGUACAACACGUUUCGGGCUGCGCCGCCCCCACCUCCCAUUCCAGCUUAUGGAACGGCACUGGAGCAAACGCUUGUUAAAAUGCCAGUCCCAUGGGCAGGGCUGGCACCCUGCCCCCUCCCUCCGCAGACACCGGAGCCGGCCUACCCCACUUCUCCAGCGUUCCCACCACUUUCUUGUCCGUUUGCUUCCAGGGUCGUGUAUCAGGAUGGCUUUUAUGGUGCUGAGAUUUAUGGAGGCUAUGCGGCCUACAGAUAUGCUCAGCCAGCAGCAGCAGCCACUGCAGCCUACAGUGACAGUUAUGGCCGAGUCUAUGCUGCCGCUGACCCCUACCACCACACCAUUGGCCCAGGAGCCACCUACAGCAUUGGAACCAUGUGAAAGCUUCCGCCGUUUUCUUCUUGGACCUUGAAGGGCAAAGACAAAAAUCAAAAACAAAAACAAACAAACAAAAAAAAUCACAAAAAAAAAAAGACGUUAAGAUCCAAGCAACAAACUAACCAACCAAACCAAGAAGCAUCCACGUCCAAGGCUCACGCCGGCCACUCAGCUCAGCAAGGAAGCACGCUGGAGGGUGCCUCAGCCACGGAGACUGGGCCCCCUCACCCCAGCUGGCAGCACCACAGUGUGGAGGAUAGGAGGUGGGGGGGUCCUUGUUUUAUAUCAAGUCUUCCUUCCCUAGCCCCCACCUCCAGGGCUGCAUGGGGCCCAGCAGUGUCCCAGGCCACUGUCAAAGCAGGAAGGGUGAGCAGAUUGGCCCUGAGCUAUGCUAUCCAGUGGGCAGUGGAGGAACAGCAGCCGUUCACUGGCACCCUUGUGUUAUGCUCCUGGGCCUCAGCUCCCAAUGCCAUGCUACUGUGUAGGAGCCCAUGGGCACUGCACACCAUCCCACCCUAACACCAAGGGCUGACAUGGGUUCAGAACUAUGAAGUGCCCUCAUUCUCACAUGUGAGAAUGAGGCUGCUGGGCCAGGAAUGAGGCUCUCAUACCUAAACACUUGUGGAACAUGGCAGGAGCCUGGGGCUUGCUCUGCAGGCUGGUCUGGAGGAGCCCAGGACUGACCAUAUGCACUGCCUGCAGGGAAGAGCCCUCCCUGUCACCACAGCUGUCCUGCAGGGAGCAGAGGGCCGGCAGCCCAGCUUCUGGCUGAGGUUGGGAGUCACAGUGCCAGGUGUUCACAUGCCUUUGCCAGAGCAGGGACUGCAGGGACAGAUGGUGGGGAGGACCGGAGAGCUCUGGUGGGUCCUGGGUGGGGUAGGGGGAACAGAUGCCAGACAGCAUACCCCUGGCUAGGCAGGGAUGGCCAGAAUAGAGGAAGCAGCAAAAAAUGCCCCUCCACCCCCAACUUGGCUCUAUCUCAUGAAACUGAAAACAAAAACAAAACCCUACACCUCACUUUGUACUCAGCAUCAGCUACUGAAGCAACUGAAAUGAGAUUCUCCUUUUCUAUGCCCGUUGUACAUAGCCCCCCUCCCUGCCAGCCCAGCCUCCGCUUCGCCCUGCUGCUGACCUGGACCUCAUCCAGCAGCCUGCCCACUCCCACACCCCUACCCCCUAGGACUGCAGCCAGGCCCAUCUCCCUUUCUUACCAUUGUGUAUGCUUCCAAGGUGUGACCAUUCAGAUUAACAGUAUUAUUAUUAUUAAUAUUAUUAAUAAAGAUUUUUCUUCAAACCAA
This is a messenger RNA of Erinaceus europaeus (western European hedgehog), 3099 nucleotides long. It is a transcript of the gene RBFOX3, whose product is annotated as RNA binding fox-1 homolog 3. Gene Ontology annotation, molecular function: mRNA binding. Bases 725 to 1804 code for a protein of 359 amino acids. Gene Ontology annotation, cellular component: nucleus; cytoplasm. Gene Ontology annotation, biological process: nervous system development; regulation of alternative mRNA splicing, via spliceosome. The record is from RefSeq and is a predicted model, not a curated record. NCBI's taxonomy places the organism in Eukaryota, Metazoa, Chordata, Mammalia, Eulipotyphla, Erinaceidae. The transcript has 16 exons.